UGGAACUACAGGUCCCAGCGGGCAGCGCGUCCCGCGAGGGGACUCCUGACAGCUGCCAGUGUAUCUAACGGAGCGGAAUCCUCGGGCUCGCUCUGUCCUUCUGCAAACAUGUCCAGCCCGAAGAGCAAACCGGGCCGGAACCCUGCAGAGAGUCACCGGCAAGAGUCCGCGCAGUUGCUGAUCUUCAACUUCUUGCUGAUCCUCACCCUGUUGACAAUUUGGCUUUUUAAACACCGGAGAGUGCGCUUUCUGCAUGAGACUGGCGGGGCUAUGUUUUACGGUCUGAUAAUGGGACUGAUCCUACGUUAUGCCAUUCCGUCCCCUGAUCCUGAAAACAGUAUCGUGCACCAUUGUGAGAAUGUGACCACUAGCCCUGGGACUUUGCUGCUAAACGUUACAGACCGCUUGUAUGAGUAUGAGUUCAAGCGGGAGAUUGCCAAACACAACGUGAAUAAUCGGCAGGGGAAUGAGAUACUUCGGAAGGUCACGUUUGAUUCGGAAAUUUUCUUCAAUGUCCUCUUACCUCCGAUAAUAUUCUACGCUGGAUACAGCCUGAAAAAGAGACAGUUCUUCAGGAAUUUGGGGUCAAUUCUAACCUAUGCUUUUAUUGGCACUGCCAUUUCCUGUAUUGUGAUUGGCAUCUGUGGUUAUCACUGUCUCCAAGUCCCAGUGCAUGGAUAUUGCUUCAGAGACGUUAUUACAGACUUGACCAUGCUCGCCAUCUUUCAUGAGCUCGACGUAGACGUCCAGCUGUACACGCUGCUGUUUGGGGAGAGCGUUCUGAACGACGCGGUCGCCAUUGUCCUGACAUACUCCAUCUCCAUAUACAGUCCGACGGACAACCCGGAUACAUUUGAUGCUGCUGCUUUCUUCAAAUCGGUUGGAAACUUUGUUUGGAUUUUUGCUGGUUCAUUUGCCAUGGGGUCAGCAUACGGUGUUGUCACAGCUUUGUUAACGAAAUUCACCAAACUCUGCGAAUUCCCAAUGCUGGAGACUGGGAUCUUUUUCUUGUUGUCCUGGAGUGCAUUUCUCUCAGCGGAAGCCAGUGGUCUUACAGGAAUUGUUGCUGUGCUCUUCUGUGGAAUCACACAAGCUCAUUACACCUACAAUAACCUUUCUGAUGAAGGAAAGAUGAGGACAAAGCAGCUCUUUGAGUUUAUGAACUUCAUGGCUGAAAACUUCAUCUUUUGUUACAUGGGUGUUGCACUGUUCACCUAUCAGAACCACAUCUUCAAUGCACUCUUCAUUUUUGGAGCCUUUAUUGCCAUCUUUGUGGCACGGGCUUGCAACAUCUAUCCUCUGUCAUUCCUACUCAACCUGCGACGUAGAAGAAAAAUCCCUUGGAAUUUCCAGCACAUGAUGAUGUUUGCAGGGCUACGAGGUGCCAUUGCAUUUGCCCUGGCAAUCCGGGACACCGACUCAAAACCCAAGCAGAUGAUGUUCACCACAACGCUGCUCAUUGUAUUCUUCACCGUCUGGGUCUUCGGAGGCGGGACCACCCAGAUGCUCACGUGGCUUCACAUCAGGGUGGGUGUAAAUCCAGAUGAUGAACUUCACAGGGAAAGUGUAUGUGUGAACAGUGGUAGUCAGCAGGAGGUAAGCAACACCAAGGCUGAAAGUGCAUGGCUGUUUCGGAUCUGGUACAACUUCGAUCACAAAUACUUAAAACCAGCGUUGACACAUUCUGGUCCACCGCUCACAACAACGUUGCCAGCAUGGUGUGGUCCCAUUGCUAAGCUACUGACCAGCCCUCAGGCGUACCAGGACCGUAAGAAGGAAGAUGACACAGAUUAUAUAAUCAAUAACGAUGAGCUGUCAAUGUAUUAUGAAGACAAAGCAGUGCCUGCUUCCAGCUCGGGGGAGGAGCCAGGAAAGGAUAUUCCUAACCAAGAGCAACCAGGGGACAAGGAUAUCUUCCAUGAAGGAUAAAUCCAAUGGACCGUCGGCGCUACCUCAAAAUAGAUUCCAGGUGGCUGUGCAUUUGAAAUUGUUUUUUUGGCACAUUUUCUGGUGAGGGAACAAGAUGAAAAGGGAGAUUGUAAAGGUCCCAUUUACUUAGACCAAUUCAACUACUCCAGUUCUUAUGUUCCGAUUUGUACCUUCUCCUGCUUAGCAGUCUCAAAACUGUCAUACUAAAAUCCAAACCCACAGCCAGAGCAGCUGGACCAAUACUUAAACGGUGAGUUCAUGAAUUCCUAACAGUAACAAGCCUGAGACCAAAAGGCUAUCUGAUGACAUUUUUGGAAGAAUGUUAUUUUAAUUCUGUCCAGAGCCUUAGGAAUUUUGCCUGACCAAUCAAAUUUAUGUAACUGCACUGACUUUGAUGGCUUUUUCCUUUGAAAAGCUCUUUGAUGUCGUACUAAACUUUGCUCCUUUCUGUCUAUGAUAUAAAACAAGCCCCUGCUAGUGCCUCUUUGCAGUCAUGCAGAAAUGAUUCCUGUGCAGACUUCGCAAUAGUGCUCGGUUACUGCUGAAGAAGUACCUUUGCACUAUUAUGGAAACUUUCAAAAGUUAAUCAACAUAAAUGUAAUUGUACCUUUCUGUAUUCUUAGUAAUCUUGAAGGGUGUUAGAAUCCUAAAGGUCAGUGGUACUUUUCUUAUAAUGUAACAUUACAUUCCACUGUUCUGUUGGUGUAAUGGAUUGAAUUCCAGUCAUGUUCUUCAUAGUCUCUGGUAAUGGUUGACUAAGACAAGUCACCUAUAAACUGAAAAAAUUAUGGAACUCAACUAUUUCAGUGUCUUAGUAAAUAAAUGUAUUGUUUGAA
Messenger RNA from Chiloscyllium plagiosum (whitespotted bambooshark), 2765 nucleotides. The record is from RefSeq and is a predicted model, not a curated record. Lineage: Eukaryota; Metazoa; Chordata; Chondrichthyes; Orectolobiformes; Hemiscylliidae.